AUGUCUGUGGCCCACGGGAAGAUGGGACUCUCCUUGACUCAGGAGAUCCUCAGUCACCUGGGCCUUGCCAACAAGACUGCAGCUUGGGGCACCCUGGGCACCCUCAGAACCUUCUUGAGCUUCAGUGUGGACAAGGAUGUACAGAGGCUGCUGAAGGCCAUAGCAGGCCAAGGUGUGGACUGUCUUGCAAUUCUGGACGUGCUGACCAACCGGAGCCGAGAGCAAAGGCAGCUCAUCUCUCGAGCCUUCCACGAACGCACCCAGCAGGACCUACUGAAGUCCUUGCAGGCAGCACUCUCUGGCAACCUGGAGAGGAUCGUGGUUGAUCUGCUGCAGCCUGCAGCCCAUCUCGAUGCCCGGGAAUUGAGGAAAGCCUUGAAGGGCUCAGGUUCUGCUGAAGAUGUGGCCUUGGAAAUUCUUGCCACCCGAACCCCACCCCAGCUGCGGGAGUGCCUGGCAGUCUACAAACACAAUUUCCAAGUGGAUGCUGCGGAGGACAUCAAGUCUGAGACCAGAGGCAUCUUGCGGGACUUGCUCCUGGCCCUGGCCAAGGGGGGCCGCGAGGCCUACACUGGAAUCAUUGACUAUAAUCUGGCUGCACAGGACGUCCAGGCGUUAAAGCAGGCUGAAGGACCCAGCAGAGAGAGGAUGUGGGUCCUUGUCUUCACCCAGCGCAAUCCCGAACACCUCGUCCGAGUGUUGAACCAGUACCAGUGGGACACGGGGCAUGAGUUGGAGAAGACUGUCCGGGCCCGUUUCCAUGGAGCCGCCUGCGUGGCUCUGCUCAGCCUAGCCUUGGUGAUUCGGAACACACCCCUGUACUUUGCUGAUAAACUUCAUCAAGCCCUCCAGGAGACUGAGCCCAAUUACCAAGUACUGACGCGCAUCCUUAUUUCUCGAAGUGAGACUGAUCUUCUAAGUAUCCGAGCCGAGUUCAGAAAGAAAUAUGGGAAGUCCCUCUACUCCUCCCUCCAGGAUGCAGUGAAAGGGGGCUGCCGGUCAGCCCUACUAGCCCUGUGCAGGGCGGAAGACCUUUGA
Messenger RNA from Rangifer tarandus platyrhynchus (Svalbard reindeer), 1038 nucleotides. The record is from the annotation of a GenBank genome assembly. Lineage: Eukaryota; Metazoa; Chordata; Mammalia; Artiodactyla; Cervidae.